This is a messenger RNA of Lentinula edodes (shiitake mushroom), 2022 nucleotides long. RefSeq lists its product as uncharacterized. The transcript has a single exon. Bases 324 to 1973 code for a protein of 549 amino acids. Lineage: Eukaryota; Fungi; Basidiomycota; Agaricomycetes; Agaricales; Omphalotaceae. The record is from RefSeq and is a predicted model, not a curated record.
UGAAUGAAAAUUGCGAAAUUUUAUUCAAGACAUACGAGGAACAACCUUCCCGGAAAUGAUCAUGUUCGCGAUUUUCAUGACCGCUCCAUUCCAAACGAGCCACUCUUCUUCAUUUUCAGAUGGGAGUCUGAUGUUAAUUGUUGUUGAGAACUUGCUUAGGUACCUUGUAUACUUACAGGCAUAAGAUGGAGACAAUGACACUGACACUGACAGUGAGAAAAACGAUCCGGGCUAUGUAGAUAAGUCAGGGUGCGAAAUUCCAAUCUUCCUUUCUACCAUACUGUUACCAUCGUCGAAGCCACUCGUUGUAUACCAUCUUUAACAUGGAGACCUCUACCGUAACUCCAACAUGCCCUCAGUGCGGCUACCAUACCAACAACAACCUUCCGACUAUACCCUCUGAUACCCCCCGCUUCGCCGAACUCCUUCGAACAAAUGAGUGCCCCACCGAACAAGAAGAGAGCACAUUUCGAUCUUUCAUCGCCGAUGGGCAAUCGUCACUUAAUACCAUUGAUACCCGUAUUGCCUUGAUCAAACUCCUACUAGCCAAGCUCGAAAAUGACAGAGAGACGCUUAGUCUCGCGAUCGCACGGUACAAAGAGCCUCUCAACCCCAUCAGACGCACACCUGCAGAUGUGUUGAGACAGAUCUUCGUUCACGGUGCGGGGCACGAUAGAAGCGCUAGAGAGUGUCGUCGUUCGACUCCACACGCUUUAGACCUGGAGUCUCCGCCGUGGGUGUUCGGACGCGUGUGUCGUCGAUGGAAAGAUAUAACUGUUUACGAAAUGCCCUCCCUCUGGACACGAGUCAAGCUAAAGUUGAGGAAGAUAAAAAGCAAAGACUUACAUCAUCAGAUGGCCUUGCUCUCCCUUCUAUCAAUUUACCUCAAUCGUUCAAAGGCACUUCCUCUCACUGUAUUUCUCGAUAUGUCCGUACCCAAAUCAUCUUCUGUAUCCUUCCGGGCCUCUGAGCACGCCUCUGUUCUCAACAUCCUCCUUGCACACUCCCGGCGAUGGGUGUCACUUUUUCUUGUCGGAGGACAGGCAAUUGACAUGCUCGCGAUUUCGGAAGAUUCUCUCAUAUCCUUGGAGGAAGUUCACAUUCAGGAUGGCCCAAGUGGUAAUCCCCGCUCGCUUGAUAUCCAAGCCUCGGAAUUGAGAUCAUGGACAUCAGUGGGAACUACUUCGUCUCCCUUCAUUAGAGUAUUGCCACCGACUUCAGUGUGUCAACAAAUCACAGAGUAUUCCAUCUCAAAUGUGACGUAUACCGAAGUUUUGAAGGUCAUCCGGUUAUUUCCUCAUCUUCGUCAACUGUCUGUCCAGAAUCUCUCACCUGAGAAUGACUUACCAGGACCUGAACUUCCUGCUACUUGUCUCUCUCAGCUCCAAGCCCUUCACCUGAUACAGCUGAAUCUUUCUGCAUCGUCCGCCAAUGCUUUUAUAGCUCUUCUGGAUGUUAUUGUUUGCCCCGCCCUCACACAUCUGUUGGUAGAUGCAUGCGGAAAUAUCAGUGGUGCAAUUCAAAGGCUCAAAGAGCGAUCCAACUUUGAAUUACAGCAUCUCAUUGCCGCAGAGGAUGCAGAUGCUUUCGUAAAAGGUCUUUCAAACUGUCUUGAGCUCGAAGAAGUCGAAAUCAGAGGCGCCUACUUGUACAAGUCCAUCACCGAAGUACUGGCUCAUUUGAGCACAAUCACCACACCAACAAAAUUGAAUAACCCAUCACAAUUACCCCCAUUACCGAAUCUUCGCCGACUACAUUUCCAAUUGGGUGUCUUGCCCUUUGUUGAUGUAGUAGUGGAGAACCUGCAUGCUUGUGUUAUCUCUCGCUUGUUUUGUGCUCAGCAUACUACAGGCCUUAGGCAGCUGGAAAUAUGCAUAACGACACCUGAUGCUCAAGCGAGGAAAAUACUGGACUCUCCUCGAUUGAAAUAUCUUCAUUCGGUAGGAGUAAAAAUCGAGAUCAUAGGUAUAUGAAUUGUAUAUAAAUUGUUCUUUGGUUGGUGUACAUGAACUAUGUUGUACC